This is a messenger RNA of Exophiala oligosperma, 3635 nucleotides long. RefSeq lists its product as uncharacterized. The transcript has a single exon. The coding region runs from base 75 to 3248 and encodes 1057 amino acids. The record is from RefSeq and is a predicted model, not a curated record. Gene Ontology annotation, molecular function: calcium ion binding; zinc ion binding. Gene Ontology annotation, cellular component: cytosol; intracellular membrane-bounded organelle; membrane. Lineage: Eukaryota; Fungi; Ascomycota; Eurotiomycetes; Chaetothyriales; Herpotrichiellaceae.
CAAGUACUGAACAACCUUGACGACUCGAACCCGUGGCAGGACAUCGCUGGUUGAACCACGAUCAUGUCCAGAUCAUGGCUGAUUACACUUACAGGAAGCCAUUGCUCCUCGCAUUGGCCGGCGCUACAGUUCUGUCGGUAGCUUUUUAUGCAUAUACCUACAACUCCAACCCACGCCUCGAACCGACCCAGUCGCAGACCCUACAUCGCAGCAACGCCGUCCGUCGACCCCGACACCGACGUCGCUGGCGUGCCGGUUUUGCACCCAGACCCCUCCACCACGAUCCCGCCCAACGGGCUGUUGAUGACCUAGGACGCCGCAAUCAACUCGGUGAAGGCUAUGGAGAGUAUCGCAAUAGCUGGUUCUUCUCAGAAACCUCGGAGAAUGAAGGGAUCAAUUUGGUUUUGCUGCCAUGCAAUCUACAAACUAUCCAAGAGUAUCUGGUGCAACAUUCCCCCGAGCCUCUAUCAUCAUACCAACAAGGCUGCCUGAGACUGCAUGUCCACGGCAUCUUCACCCAAAACUUUCUCCGCGAAGAAUUUCCAGAAGGAUACAUCAUAGGAGAAGAUGCCUACAUUGUCGCACAGAGCCUCGAGCUCCUGGGAGUGAAUGAAGAAAUCGUUCAUGAGGUCGUCAAGGCUUUCGACGCGGGGAAAUUUCAGCUGGCGGAGGAUUGGAAUCCACUGGAGGCACCACCAAACGGCCCAAACUAUGACACGGUGCAAUCUGAGGAGCCAACCGAGGACAUGGCCCCACGCGAUGCUCUGCAGGCGCUACGGAAUCCAGCGGGAGACGACGAUAUGGAUAGUGAAGUUUCGUUUGGCAACAACGAUGACGAUGCCGAGGGCAGUCAAAAUAUGCUGGACCUGCUAUAUCAUAUUGCCGGAGAGCAGGCACGGAGAGAGGGCUACAUCCACCGCGGUGUCGAGUGCAACAACUGCGGCACGCACCCCAUACAAGGCAUCCGUUACCAUUGUGCGAACUGCUUCGACUUCGACCUGUGCGAAAGCUGCGAGGCUGGCUCUGCCCAUACCAGCAGCCAUGUCUUCUUCAAGAUACGUAUCCCCGCGCCAUCGAGGGGAGACAUCAAGCAGGUGAUGCCAUCUUGGUAUCCAGGAGAUCCCAAUGCGUUUCCCACUUCUCUUCCCAAGAACGUCUCCAAGCCCCUUUUGGAGCAGACGAAGAUGGAUCGUACGGAGAUGGAUGCACUCUACGAGCAGUUCAAAUGCCUCGCGGGACGCUUCUGGCCUGCCGACCCAACUGGUCUGGGAUAUGCAAUCGACCGGAAAGGCUUUGAUUCGUAUUUCAUUCCUUCUUCUGCUGAUAGACCGUCCGCCGCGAAUCUCAUCUACGAUCGCAUCUUUGCAUUCUACGAUACUGACCACAAUGAACUCAUCGGGUUCGAGGAAUACAUACAAGGCCUGGCUCGUCUCCAGAAGAAGUCACGCUACGCCAGAUUGGAACGUAUCUUCGAGGGUUACGACCUUGAUGCAGACGGCUACGUGGACAGAAAAGAUUUUCUCCGCAUGUUUCGUGCAUAUUACGCCCUGAGUAAAGAGCUGAGUCGCGAAAUGUUUAACGCACAAAAGGACUAUGGUCUCAACGAAGAGGAAGAGCACGAGGUCGUUCACGGUAGCCGCCCAAUCAGUGCUGCUUUCGGUGGUAGUACGCUCAAUGGUCACGCUUCGAGAGCGGGGCAGGACAAGGAGCAAAGACCUACUGGAGAUCUUGAGUUGUCCAACGGGCCCAGUGGUGUUCUUCAGCUUGAGACUGGGAUGCAAGGGGAUCGUCUCCGUGCCAUCGGAAACCUGGCCAUCGGCAAUAGGACACGAGGUCACCCCUUUAGGUCAUUCAGGUCUAGCCAACCAGAAGACGAGCCUGUUAUGCUUCUGCCAGGUGACGAAAACUUCAUACGCUCUGGAAUGGAGGAUGUGGACGAGAACUCGGAAGCAGAAUUCAGUGGCCCGGACCCGCCUUUACAGACUUACGGUUGGCCACCUCCCUUGACGCCAACCGCAGAAGAUGUCGCCGUAGCAUUGGGACGCGAAGUAGCCCUGGAGGAGAUCACCGAUUCUCUGGACAGGACAAGAGUGCUCUAUGCUCAAUCUGAACGUCUCGAUAACCAAGCCGACCGUGCGGAACAAUCUAUACGCACAAAAGCGAUUCAGGAUCGAUGGCGACGCAGGCAGUUUUACCUAGAUGAGGAAGAAGGAAUGACAAAGCCUCAUGGAUACACCGAACCAGACAGCUCUGAUGAUGAAGGUCUGCCGUCGGCCCUGAAGAAAAGCAGCGGUGAAGGCUCGACAAGUCCCAGAAGGCAGUCUGUACGAUCUCGGUCGUCUUCCAAGGUGCGCUUCGAUGAUAGUGCCAUCGAUACAGAUUACGAAACACGAUCGAACGCCUCCUCCAGGAGCAUCCCCGUCAAUGAGCGAUGGGGCAGUUAUGAGCUUGGGCAAGCGGAAGCUGAUAUUGGUAAAGAUAUCCUUUAUCAAGCUGUACAACAGGGGUUCAAUGAGCUACUAGAUCCCCUCUUCAAGGAGAAAGAAGACCAAUGGUUGGAAGCUUGCCAUACAAGACUGAAUCGCCAUGCGUUCGCGAAGGAGAGGUACGAGUACAAGAAGACCCUCGAAGCCGCUGCAGAUGAACGACUGGAUGAAGCACUGCAAGAGGCUGAUCGACUCCGAACUGAAGAGCUGUUCAAAGACGCAUCUGCGACGAAAGCUGAUGAGAUCACAAAUGACACAGCAAGACCUGCCUCGAGUGUGAUCCCCGAAAUCCGCACCACUGCUGUCCACGAUCCCGACGAUCAUAUAGAGUUGAUGUUUGGGAAUCGUUUACCGAAACAAAACAACGUGCCAAAUGGAUCGGAUCAGGAGUCGCGCUCGGAACUGUCCUAUCAUGACCCGACUCUCCCACAAUUUCGCCCGAGUUCCGAAUUCCCGCAGUCGUCUCCCGUCCCAGAGUCAGAACCCAAUCCUUUCGCUGGCGAUCCUGUCCGAGCAAGGGCACUGUACGACCUCUGGUGCCAUCAUGACGAGAUUGAUGCCGAAGCAGAAGAGCGAGGCGGCCCAGCAAAACUCAGCUUUGAAGAACUGCGACGGAGAAUGGUUCCUGAAGAUGCGAUUAGCAAGGCACUGGGCAUCAAAGGCAAGACCAUAGAUGACGAUGAGCCAGAAGGAUGGGAAAGUAGUGCUGAUCUUGGAAAGUUGGCAUUCAUCGGCACAUGGUUGGAAAUGGCGAGCUUCUAGGCGAAGCCAUUGCCGCAAAUUGUGGAGGCGGAUGAAGGUUGGCUUUGGGAAGGCCCUGCCGCGCCAAUGCAAGUAAUGGGGCUCGUUUGAAACCCGGGGGUUCGGUACAGGCACUGCCUUCGGGUCGGCGUGGGUCGAGAAGUACAAGCAUGUUACUGUAUCAAUUUACGAGGUCAUGACAAUAAAAGCGAUACCCUUGGCAAGAAUGCGAUGUUGCAUCAGGCGACGGCAAGGGAAUAUUGAUUCAUCAUUAUGUAUAUCAGCUUGGGGGGCAAUGGGUGGAAUAUGGUGUUGUAUCACUACUGGAAGCUGGUUGCUUCCAUUAAUGCGAUAGGCAGAUCCAUCUCCGAAAACUGUCAUUGUUAUCUCGUUCUUUGUAGAUUCUGC